Messenger RNA from Aspergillus tanneri, 594 nucleotides. RefSeq lists its product as uncharacterized. The coding region runs from base 1 to 594 and encodes 197 amino acids. The transcript is spliced from 3 exons. The record is from RefSeq and is a predicted model, not a curated record. NCBI's taxonomy places the organism in Eukaryota, Fungi, Ascomycota, Eurotiomycetes, Eurotiales, Aspergillaceae.
AUGGCCACCCGGGCCAUCUACAAUGCCUUUUACAAUCGAUGUGCCGACAUGCUUACCGCCACCGGAGGGAAAUAUCUGUAUAGUGACGCGGCCUCUUUGGGAAGCUGCGCUGCCUUCCUCCUCUCCUGCAUGGGCUGUCUGCAAAACUGGAGGGACGCCGUGCCGCGGGCCAUGAAGACCAAGCGGAAGGCAGGGAGUCCGUUGUCCACUUAUAUAUCUGCCUUUGACAUUGAACGUCUGGUGCCGGAAUGGCGUCGUUACGUCAGCUUCGCUAAGGGCUCUGCCGUGCCCAAUGCCAAUGAAUGUGCUACCCUGAGCGUGCGCCAUGCCAUGGCUGUCACGCGGUGGAACGCUGCGUUGACUAUGAUCGGGCUUGUCCUGGCGUAUCCCAUCUCGUCAAUAGUGGCCGACGUACGCGCGGCGAUUGAAUCAGCGGUGGCCGCGUUUGAUACCAUGGGAAAGAGCUUCGUGAUUGCGGCGAGCGCUGCCAACGUCACGAGGGAUGUGACGGCCAAAGCAGACUUUCUUCGACAAAAUACGAACAUCCUCUCUCCGGAUAUGGAUCUACAGUCGUUUCCUUACGUCGAUUCCUAA